This is a messenger RNA of Dictyostelium discoideum AX4, 3360 nucleotides long. RefSeq lists its product as hypothetical. Bases 1 to 3360 code for a protein of 1119 amino acids. Gene Ontology annotation, cellular component: extracellular region. Lineage: Eukaryota; Evosea; Eumycetozoa; Dictyosteliales; Dictyosteliaceae. The transcript has 2 exons. The record is from RefSeq and is a predicted model, not a curated record.
AUGAAGUAUUCAAGUUUUUUAUUACUUUUUAUAUAUAUAUUUUUUAUUUUAAAUAAUAUAAAUGCUCAAUCAUGUCCAUCUACUAGUUCAACAUGGAGACCAACAAUGGCAUCAUUUGUAACACCAACAUCUCCAUCAAUUGCAACAAUUCAACCACAAUUAGACUUUUUAUUAGGUAAAAAUAAUUUGGUUUUUAUGGGUCAAUAUGGUUACUCUGCAACUUCGAUUACUGAUGGUCCAACAGGUGUAGCAAAUUCAUUCACUAUGAAUUAUGAUACUUGGGGUCCAGCAAUGCAUUGGUUGGUUGUAAAGACACCUGUUCCCGCUCUUAAAGCAAAUCAAAACUAUGAAUUUAGUUUUGGUUUUAAAUUGGGUCAAGUUUUAGGUAGCUAUAAUAAAAUUGCAAGUAUUUCAGUAAACUUUUUUAAUCCAGCCGAUAUUACAGAUCCAAAUGGAGGAAGUCAAUAUUUUGUAACUCCAGCACACCCAGCAGUAUAUAGUAAAACCGUUACCACUGGUUCGUGGACUUCAUCUACAACAUUUGCCCAAAACAUCAUUACUCUUACACCUACUGUUGAUAUUGGUUUAUCAAUAAUGGCAAUUCAAAUUACUCGUACCUCCCAAACUGGUCCAGCUAUUACCACUAUGUUUGUUAGUAACAUGAAAUUAUCAAUUCCAUCCAGAACCGUUCCAGCUCCACCAACCAACUUAAUUACCAAAGAUUCCGAAUUAAUUGCUAUUCCAAAACCAUUAUCAAGUCUUGAUGCUCAAGAUUCAACAACAUGUCCAUACUUAGCAACCGAUUUAGUUCACUGGCACGACCCAACAAUUUGGACUAGUGGUGUUGUACCAUUACCAUCAACUUCAUCAAACAUUAUCAUACCAGCAGGUAAAAAAGUUUUAAUCUCACCAUGCUCAAUCAACCAAACCGGUAUUUAUCAAAAAAUUACUAUCCCAGCAACUUCUGAAUUAAUAUUUGCAGAUGCAAGCUUAACAAUGAAUAUUCAAGAUAUUUAUGUCCAAGGUAAAUUUAUCAUGGGUACAACUAAAUGUCGUUACAAUGCCAAUAUUAAUAUUGUAUUCAAUGGUGCAAUGACAACUGUUGAUACAAUUGCUCAAUAUUUUGGUUCAAAAGGUAUUGCUGUUGCUUCAGGUGGUUUUAUAAGUGUUCAUGGUAGACAAUACCAUAAUACUUGGACUAAAUUGGCUGCCACUGCUUGGUCUGGUGAUAAUGUUAUCUAUAUUCAAGAUGAUGUUAAUUGGAUUGUUGGACAACAAGUUGUAGUUGCAACAAGUGUUUAUCAAGAUGAGAAAUAUCCAGAGAAUGAAGUAAUGACAAUUGCUGCCAUCCAAGGAAAAGUUAUACAAUUCACUGAACCACUUAAAUACUAUCAUUAUGGUGGUCAAGAAUAUCAAGCUGAAGUCGCUCUCCUAACAAGAAAUAUCGUUUUCCAAAGUGAGUCUUCAUCUGCUGCUUCAUCAUUUGGUGGUCAUGUUCUUGUAAGUGGUGAAGGUCAGUUUGCUGGUAUUCAACUCAUUCGUAUGGGUCAAAGAAACAUAAAAGGUCGUUAUCCAUUACAUUUCCACAUGGCAAACACAGUUAGCAAAUCCUACAUUUCUGAUUGUUCAGUAGUCAGUAGUUAUUAUCGUUGUUACACAAUUCAUGCCACUAAUAAUGUAACUGUUACAAGAAAUGUUGCAUUUGAUGUAAAUGGACAUUGUUAUUAUUUAGAAGAUGGUGUUGAAAUGGAUAACACUCUUUCAUUCAACUUUGCUUCAUAUGUUCAUACGAUUGGAACUCCAGCAGCAGGAUAUAAUCAAUAUGGUCAAGAUUUUACCCAAUCAUCUUCACUUGCACAACCAGCUGAUGUUGCUGCUGGUGGUUUCUAUAUUACAAACGCAUGGAAUUCAUUUAUUGGUAAUGCAGCAAGUGGUGGUUGGGCAGGUUUUUCAUUCCCAAACUUAGACGCACCAAUUGGUAAUUCAAUUAAUGUUCCAAUCGUUCCAAAACAAUUCACAACUAAAGUUUUCCAAGGUAAUACAGCACAUUCAAGUGGAUACUUUUUUGAAUUUGGUUCAUCCAUUUAUGUAGGAGGCGAUUUAUCAACAGGAUCAGAUGGUUUAUUGGUUUAUAAUAGUGGUAGAAUUUCAAGAGAAACCUAUUUAAAUGGUGUUGAAUCUGGAGGUGAAAUUUGGAUGAGAUUUAACAAUACAAAAGUUUAUCUUUCCAAUAGGGGUAUUGGUAUGUGGGGUGAACGUGUUGAAGUUAUUUUAUUAGAAAGUCAUGACUCCAUUCGUCCAGGUUCAUUAUUUGGUGAAGCAUGGUUAUCAGAUGCAAUUGUAAAUGGUCAAACUGGUAAUUUAUUGUCUAAAACCACUGAUUAUUCAAGACAAGGUUUCCAAUUUUAUGAUACUUAUGUAAAGACAAUUUUAACCAAUAUCAUUUUCAGAAACUUUGUUCAUAAUCCAUUAUCAACAAGUCCAGAAGAUGACAAUAGAGUGAUCAUCAGUAUGACCCAUUCCGAUGAAUUUAAACCACAAUUUAUCUCUGCUACAAAGAAUAUUACCAUUCAAGGUACAGCUGUCUCUCAAUAUAUUGGACAUCGUAUUUUUGAUACUGGUUCAAGUCGUCAAUUUAAUUUUGUAGAUUAUGACGGUACCAUUUCAGGUAGAAGUGUUCCAACUAUUUUUGGCGCACAUGAUAAAUGGUGGCAAUUCGAUAACACUUGUACAUACAAUAACGAUUGGAAUUCUUGGGUUUGUAAUAAGGGUACUUAUGAAGUUGCAAGUGUAUCUGUUGAAGUACCAGGCUAUAUGGAUCGUUCAGGUGAAUAUGAUGCAACAUCCAAUGUCGGUUAUAUUUAUUUAUUCGGUAGUGGAAUUACAGAUUCAAGAAGAAUGAAUGUAACAAGAAAUGUUGGUAUCACUGGUAUUUCUGACUUUGGAUGGUAUUUAUAUUGGACUGUAGGUACACCAAGUUAUAUUAAACUUUGGUUAUCAGAAGUUCCAUAUGGCCACUAUGUUUUCUUUGCAAUUCCAUACCCAGCAAGUACAACCUUUAAAGUUUCAUGUGAAUAUAAAUAUAACUCUCAACAUUCUUAUAAUUUCACACAAGCCACAUCAGCCGCUGCAGUUAGAAGUGGUGAUGGUAAGAAAUAUUAUUUCAAUGGUACUCAUCUUUUUGUUAAAGUUAUCAACUUUGUCUUAAAUGGAAGUGAAUACUUUAGUCGUGGAGGUGCCAAAAUCAAUGAUGUAUAUUGGGAGUUCAUUGUUCACAUUACAGCAACCAAUACCGUAAAACCACCUGUAAAUGGAUUUUAUACUGGUUUAACAGAUGUAUUACCUUCAAGUACACUUUAA